CUCCUCUCCUCUCUCUCCUCUCCUCCCUCUCUCUCCUCCCUCCCUCCCUCUCUCCCCGAGUAUAAAGGUGAGUCUGGAGCAUAUCGGGGAGCAGGUGACGUUGAUCCAUGAGCGCCAGCCUGAUGCCAUCCUGGAGGCAUCGCAAAGCGAGGUGACACAGAUCGGAGACACCCUCAUCCAGCUCAACGCAGAGUGGGACCGCCUCAACCGCAUGUACAACCACCGCAAUGGGAGUUUUGACUGUGCGGCAGAGGAGUGGAGACAGUUCCACUGUGACCUAAACGACCUAAGUCAGUGGAUGACCGACCCGGAAGAGGUCCUCACUAAGGGAAAAGGACCUGAUGGACAACUGCACCAGGACACAGCCAGGACACACCAGGAGACUGGAAGGCUCUGGACAGCAGGUUGAAGGAAUCUCAACAACUACCUAUGUUGUCUCCAUUGCAACGUCCUGUGUCUUCUCCAUGGACGCACCAUGUCGCCCAGCAACAACAACUCUCAGUUUCGGUGGUCCCAUCGGCAGUACAGAUGGCCAGUCUGAUGAGUGAGGACCCCCACUACCAGACCCCCCACAGCCCAGAGCUGGUGGUCCCCACAGACCUGAACAACAUGGCCAUGGAGCUGGCUGAAUGGCUGCUGCUCAUCACCCAGAUGCUUAAGUCCAACAUCGUCACUGUAGGAGACACAGAUGAGAUACGCACCAGCAUGGGGCGCUUGCAUGUGACGAAGAGUGACCUGGUGCUGCGUCACCCCCAGCUGGGGGAUAUCUUCACUCUGGCCCAGAACAUCAAGAACAAGACCUCCAACUUGGACAUACGCACCUCCAUCACUGAGAAAUUGGAGAAAGUGCAUAGCCAAUGGGACAACACGCAGCAAGGCGUGGAGGCGCGGCUCCAGCAGCUGGAUAACAUGAUUGGCCACAGCGAUCAGUGGGAGGAGCAGAGACAGGAGCUGAAGGCUCUGAUUUGUCAGAAUGAGGGGCGCCUGCACAACCUUCUGCAGCUCUCCAGGGAACCCCUGACCAAACAGCUCAUUGACAACAAGGUGUUCUUGCAGGACCUGGGAAGAGGUCAGGGUACCGUGACAACCUUUAAUGAGCUGUCCAAUCAGCUCCUGCGAGAGUAUUCUGGAGACGAGACAAGGAGGAUCAAAGAUGUCACAGAGAAACACAACAUAGCCUGGAACGGCAUCAACAAUAGGGCUAAUGACCACCAGGCCCAGCUGGACAGUGGCCUGAAGGUUCUGCAGAUGUCCCUCAGCGAUCUGGAGGCCUUCCUUUAGUGGCUGCAGGAGGCCGAGACUAUCGUCAACAUCCUGGUUGACGCCUCCCAGAGGGAGGAGCUAUCACAGGACUCCGCCCACGUCAAGAAGUUGAGGGGGCAACUGGAGGUUAGUCUCACUUGAAGGAGCAUUGAAGAUCUAAAAACAGCCUGGUCAUUCAUGGUCUCCUACAUGGGCUCUUUUCUCCAUCUCUGUUUCCACCCACAGGAAGCCCACAUCAUUGUAAUUUCAAAUUGAGCUUUCCGGAAAUUGCUUUUUUUUUCUCCAUUCUACCCUCUACCCCUUCUUGUCCUCUCUCCCCCUUCUCCUCCUUCCCCCUUAUUUCUUUCUCUGGCUCUUGUGUCUCAACUUGGGGUAAGAUUGAUGGACUGCGCUCAGAGCUAAAGGGAAACUGGAUUAAUGAAAUAGAAUGAAUGAGAAAGGGGAAGGAGGAAAGAGAGGGACAUUGGAAUGAGAGGAGGGAGCAGGACAGACUGAAGGUGGUCAGAGUGAGAUGGGGGAAAGGAGACGGUCACCUGGAACCUUCCUUCAUUUAGAGUGACUCGUCUGUCACCAAUCAAUGUCAAGUCGGUCACCUAACCUGUGUCUCUUAUGGAGAGGUUCAAUAUCACUACAAGCCACAUUCUUUCUUAGGAGAAGAAUUGCUUCUCAGAAGUUUGGUCUAGAGAGGAGCCAUUGAAAGAUGAAGCACCUUAUUGUUAGGUGUUACAACUGAAGA
This is a messenger RNA of Coregonus clupeaformis (lake whitefish), 1999 nucleotides long. Its product is annotated as utrophin-like. NCBI's taxonomy places the organism in Eukaryota, Metazoa, Chordata, Actinopteri, Salmoniformes, Salmonidae. Gene Ontology annotation, cellular component: plasma membrane. The transcript has 9 exons. The coding region runs from base 430 to 1281 and encodes 283 amino acids. Gene Ontology annotation, biological process: synaptic signaling. The record is from RefSeq and is a predicted model, not a curated record.